AACACUAAUGCAUUGUAAAUCUCUUGCUCUUUUCUCAGGUUAAGAUCUCCUUCUGGCCACGGAAAAGGGAAAGAUGUCAAAUCCAAACGAUGGUAAUGCUGAAGUAGAUAUUCCACCUGAAUUGCUGAUAACAAACUUUGACGAUCCUAUCGGUGCUAUUGUGCAAAGUACGUAUCCAAAUCUUCUUUCACAAUACCAAAAUGGACAGUUUGUGCAAUCAAGAGCUAUUUUGGCUUCAACUGUUGAGGCUGUUGAUCAAAUAAAUGAUUAUGUACUUAAGAUACUUCCAGGUGAAGAAGGGGUGUAUUAUAGUGCCGACUCUAUUGAUAGUUCAGAGAUCAAUGAUGCACAAGCAUUCAACAUGAUUCCCCCUGACAUGAUUCCUCCUGAAUUUCUAAACAUUCUCGAAACAUCUGACAUACCAAAUCAUAAACUCACUCUCAAGGUUGGGACGACUGUAACACUUCUAACAGAUUUAGACCCAGCUGGGGGUUUAUAUAAUGGUACUAGAUUAAUUGUUACAAGACUAGCAGCUGUAGGUAAAUUUGUACUUGUGGCCAAAAGAUUGUCAGGAGAAAACAUUGAUGAGCCUGUAUUUCUUUUACGAGUGGAUAUGUCUCCUUCACGGUCGCCGAUUCCUUACAAGUUAGUUAGAAGACAAUACCCAAUUAGUGUCUCAUUUGCAAUGGCAAUUGAGAAAUCUCAAGGUCAAUCCCUAGACAGUGUGGGCUUAUAUAUACCUAGAUCAGUGAUAAGUCAUGAUCAGCUGAAAGUCGCAUUCUCUAGUGUCAAAAGCAAAAAUGGACUGAAGAUUCUAAUUGAUGACAAGGACAAAGAAGCAAUGUCUGAUACUAUAAAUGAUAUAAAUGCAGUCUUCAAAGAGGUUUUCAAAAACCUUAACAAGAUUAAGGAAGUCUUUCUCAACGAUCUCUCCGGUGUUGCUCGCAAGUCCACCGUCAAAGUCAGAAUAACUAGAUUGUGGGACACCUGGAACAUAAACAAAAGGAAGGGCAUGAUUAGUAUAGACAUGGUACUAAUGGACGAAAAGCACAAUUACAUACAUGGCACAAUACCAAGUAGGUUUGCACACUUAUUCAAGGAUAUCUUGCAAGAGGGAAAGAUAUAUGUGAUUGAUACUUUCACAGUCUUAAAAAAUAAAGAAACAUAUAUUAUAGUUGAAAAUAAUACUUCCAUGCUACAAUUCUCUGGAUCAACAAACUUUACACCUCAAGAAUUUGAUGAUGGGAAAAUCCCACGCUAUGUUUUUGAAUUUGUUCAUUUUGAAGAGUUACACAAGCGUGAUAACCAGGCCCACGCAGAUGUGAUUGGGGUUAUUAUUAAUAUAACUCCGAUUGAAGAGAGGACAUCUGUUAACGGAAAGACUGAUAUUAUGUCACUCUAUUUAAGGAAUGAAAGUGGAGACAUAUUGAAAGUCACAUUGUGGGAUGGCUAUGUUUCAGUGUUUGAUAAAAAAUUGAAAAAAUACAAGCAUGCUACUAUUGAACCAAACGUGGCAAUAUUCACAUCCAUCUUGGUUAAACAAUAUAAAGGUGAGUUUUUUGUCCAAUCUUCAAGAUCCACAACAAUUUAUAUCAACAUAGACAUUCCAGAAGCUAUUGAGCUCGCUCAAUCAUCCAAAGUUGCCAAUGUUAUGGAUGAAAGUGUAAAUCUUCCUCUUCUUGUUGUCCAUCCUAAAGUUAACAAAGUAAAGACUAUAUCUGAAAUUUUGGACAUUGCAGCUUCAGGGAGUAAUAUGAAUGAUGUCUACCAUUGUGCUGCAACAGUCGACGACAUUUUGGUGAAAAAUGGAUGGUAUUAUGUUUCAUGUCCUGACUGUAGAAAAACUGUUUCUCCAACUGAAACAGGUUUUAAGUGUGACCAUUGCAAGGUGGAUAUAGCAUAUCCCAAGACUAGGUUCCGUCUAGAGCUUCAGGUGAAAGACCGUACCGCUACAACCAUAUUUGUAUUGUUUGAUGAAGUUGCUGAGCAGGUGGUCCAAGUUAAGCUAGGUGACCUCACCUCAAAUUUAGAAAAUGGAAAUGGGGGAGACUCGGAACUGCCUGGACAACUCCUUAAUAUCAUCGGUUCCACGCACGUUUUCCAAGUUAAAAUGAGUUCUUACUUUGAAAGUCUUGGAAGACAAAGUUUUACGGCAAAUACAAUUUUGAAGCUGAAUGUCAAGGUAGAACAGGAAGACACCGUGGCCAAUAUAUGUUCUUCCUCAAGUGGGCCUUCCCCAAUUUUGGAACAUAAGAGGAGAAAAUUAAUAUUGCAUUCUUUGCCGGACUCGGGUGAUAUGGACCAAAAGGAUAUUGUGGAAGAUUUGGAUGACUGAGGAGUGAAGCUUGGGUUGGAAGAACCGGUCGAUAUUUGUGUUUUAAGUGUUUUUGACAAGUUUGUGUUUUUGGGCAAGUUUAUGUUUUUCGACCUGUCUUCAUUGUUGGUUUGUUACUAGUAUAAUAGAAACACAAGUGAUUAUAACAGUAAGCAUGUUAUGGAUUUAUUACUAUGUUGUAGCAGUUUUAUUGUUGAUAGCGCAUU
This is a messenger RNA of Trifolium pratense (red clover), 2541 nucleotides long. Its product is annotated as replication protein A 70 kDa DNA-binding subunit A-like. The transcript is spliced from 14 exons. The coding region runs from base 74 to 2335 and encodes 753 amino acids. The record is from RefSeq and is a predicted model, not a curated record. Lineage: Eukaryota; Viridiplantae; Streptophyta; Magnoliopsida; Fabales; Fabaceae.